CAUCAUUACGCACCACCAGACCGACCACUGAGACAAUCCUCUAAAGGGAUAAACGCAUAUACAGAGAUAUAUUUAUACACGCCAGCUGUUUCUUUGCGCCACCGCGUUUGAUGGAUACGGGCUGUUUCACUGCGGCGCAGCGCAUUUCGUGCCACGCCAUGAAUGCGGAUUUAUUUAAGCCCGCUACUCCGGAGCGCGGACCCCAGCAGUCCGCCGCCCCGGUGAAAACCAGCAGGCAUAAAGCCGAACAAGCCAAACCGGAGCUGGCUCAGGUGGUGACGGACUCCAAGACGGGACGAUCCUACAGCAAGGGGAAGCUCCUGGGGAAGGGUGGCUUCGCUCGAUGCUAUGAGAUGACGGACCUCUCCAGCAACAAAAUGUAUGCCGUUAAGGUGAUUCCCCAGAGUCGAGUGUCCAAACCCCACCAACGGGACAAGAUCACCAACGAGAUCGAGCUCCACAAAACCCUGUCGCACAAGCAUGUGGUGAAAUUCUCCCAUCACUUCGAAGACCAGGAAAACAUCUACAUCUUCCUCGAGCUCUGCAGUCGGAAGUCCCUGGCGCACAUUUGGAAGGCGCGACACACACUCACGGAGCCAGAAGUGCGAUAUUACCUGCGACAGAUCAUAUCCGGCCUCAAGUACAUCCACAGCAGAGGGAUCCUGCACCGAGACCUCAAGCUGGGCAACUUCUUUGUCAACGAGAACAUGGAGCUGCGGCUGGGAGACUUCGGCCUCGCCGCCAAGCUGGAGACGGUCGAGCUGAGGAAAAAAACAAUCUGCGGGACUCCCAACUAUUUGGCCCCCGAGGUGCUCAACAGACAGGGCCACGGCACAGAGUCGGACGUUUGGUCCCUCGGAUGUGUCAUGUACACGCUGAUGUGCGGCAACCCUCCCUUUGAGACUCUGGACCUGAAGGAGACCUACAAGUGUAUAAAGGAUGUUCGGUACAACUUGCCGUCCUCGCUCUCCCCCGCCGCACAGAAACUCAUCUCCAGCAUUCUGCAGAAAAACCCCAGCGACAGACUUGCACUGGAUCAAAUCCUCAACCACGAAUUCUUCACUAAAGGUUUCACUCCUGAUAAGCUUCCGCCCAGCAGCUGUGUGAUGGUGCCAGAGCUCCACCCGCCCAGCCCUGCCAAGAAAUUCUUCACUAAAAUGGCCAAGAGCUUCUUUAGCAAGAAGAAGGCGGCUAAAGUGGAGAAGAUCCCAUUCGAGGAAAAAGAUGACACGGACAUUUCCAAGCUGGUGUCUGGCAUCGUUAAAUGUUCCAUCAACAGGCAGAUCAGCUCCAAGACGGUGGGACCCAACGAGGAGCCCGCUCCCCUCGGACCGCUGGUCGGCUCCGUGCCGCUGGAACCGACUCCCGCUGAGGAGGAAUCGAGGAAGUCAAUGUCUCGUUCCUUCAAGGCGACCACGGCCAGCAGCACAGAACCAUGCGAGGACGUCCUGACGCCUGCAGCUGUGUCUGCAUCUGCCUUGAAAGUUCUCAACGGCUGCCUGGCAACCAUGCCUGCAGCCACUAGAAACCCGCCCUGUUUGUCCAGGCCCCAGUCCUUCCUGUGGGUCACUAAAUGGGUCGACUACUCAAACAAAUAUGGUUUCGGCUACCAGCUCUCGAACCAAAGCAUCGGUGUGCUCUUCAACGAGGGAACCCGUCUCAGUCUUUGUGACCAACGCAAGACGGUCCACUACUGCUUUCCCAACAACAAACACUUCACAUUCCCUGCCAACGCUCUACCUGAGCAGCUUCACGGCCAGAAACAAAUUGUGGAUCUCAUGGCGAACUACAUGGAGCAAAACCUUAUGGAGGGAGGAGAUCUGCACUGUGAGGAUCAGGUCUCGGGUUGUCCUCCCCUGCUGCUCCAGUGGGUGAAGACGGACCAUGCUCUUGUCAUGCUCUUCAACAAUGGCACAUUACAGGUCAACUUCUACGCAGACCACACCAAGAUCAUCCUGUGCAAGUCGUCCGACGACUCCUAUCUGCUCACCUACAUCAGCCGCGAGCGCGUCUCGUGCACCUACCUGCUCAGCAUGCUGAACGAGAUGGGCUGCACCUCGGAGCUGAGGCACCGACUGCGAUACGUGGUCCAGCUGCUCCAACACCACGCCGACGCCUGAGGGCUCGGUGCAGAAGCCUUCGAGGCAGCCCGGCUGGUUGAUGACAUUUCUCAAGGCAGCGCCGAGCCGACGCCUGUUCAGUUGACGGAUGGAAGGCUGCUCGCGGGAGUCGAACAAAUAUUCGUUUCUGAACUGGUACAGAUGGGUUUUUUUUUUUUUCUCCAGAUUGAUUGACCUUGAUAAACAUCAAGCAGUCAGGAAGUUCUGCCUCGAGGUUUUGUGUCUGUCCAGCUUAUGCCUCAAAGGUAUCAUCCACCCGGAAGGUAUUGAUACCUAAUAAUAAUAUAAGACUCCUACCUGACAUGAUGGAUCUCUCCCAGGCAGAUGCCGAAAUGAACUCUUCAAUUACCUUCCCUCACUCUCAGAACCGCUGCUUCAUUUCAGCUUCCCCCGAUAGCCGAUAAUCCAGGCAUGGUUUCUCAAAGGUAUCUAAACACUAACAUUGUCUUAUUUACUUGCAACAGAACAAGGAUAAACUUGGAGCUGGAAUAGAUUUUAGGCUCUUGUUUUCCAAAAGUGUUUUGGCAGCAAGGUCACUUACAAAGUUCUUUCAUUGGAACUGAUCUUCCAGCAGAGUUGCUUUGGGAGAGCUGUGGUUUGAUUGGAGAAGGAGAUCCUUCCUACCCUCGGUUAGUUUCCGGCCUGUUUGGACAAUGGCGCACCAUUUUUUUGUAAUACAGAUUUGAGGCAACUCAAGGAUCACACUUUGACCUUGACCUUGCAUGCACAAAUGACAUUCCUGGCCUUAUUUUGAUGAUGGUGAUGCUAAGGCCUCUUCUGAUCCAACAUCACUUUGUCUGUCUGUUGUUAAACACAUGUCACUGUGGUACACGACAUACUGAAGGGGCUAUGGGAGCAACACUUUUGCACUUUUUUUGUUCUAAAUUAAUCUGGAAAGUGAAACAUUUUACUACCACAUGUUAUAUUUUAUUCAUUUUUAACUAGAUUCCAAAAGGCAUUUUUUUCUUGUUGGUUUUUAACAAUGAUUCAGUUUUAAAUUCACGAUACAGUAGUUGUGUGUGUGUGUGCGCCACACGUGCUGGUCAACCAAACUGUUGGUUGGAAAAUGAGGGGAUGGGGGAGGGGGUAAAAGUGCCUUGCUGAGGGAUGUCUGUAGAGUGCAAUAACGACCCUGUGUGAAUGUCGAGCUGGAUACAAGCGAGAUGGGUUUUACAGGUGGGAUCUACUUUAGUACUUUAAACAAGGUUUUGCAGUAAGUCCAUUAGCACUACACUCACUACCUGGUAUAAGCUUUUAGAACAACUGGCAUCAGUGUAUAUAUCCCAGUAAUAUCUACAAAGGACAAAAGAAAACGUUUUACUGUAAUCCCUAUCUGUUUACAUUGCUUUCUUGACCUAGAGUUGUAUCCUAAAAACUGUGAUCUGGAAUGCAAGUAUUACGUACAUGUGUUUUUCAAAAAACCCAACAUUGUGAACGCCAUCUGCCAAAUCAGAAGAGUCUUUAUUUUUUGGCACAUAAUGUCCUGUUUAUUUAUUUUUUUAUUUAUACGUGUUUUUUAUUUAUUGUUUAAAUGUUACGGUCUUGACACAAGAAAAUGUUCAAUUCCGAUCACCUUUUGUAUGCAACCUAUUUGGGGGGGGGGAAAUGGGACAAGAAUAAAGUUUAUUGAAAAUGAA
Pseudoliparis swirei is the source of this 3757-nucleotide messenger RNA. It is a transcript of the gene plk3, whose product is annotated as polo-like kinase 3 (Drosophila). The coding region runs from base 111 to 2120 and encodes 669 amino acids. The record is from RefSeq and is a predicted model, not a curated record. Gene Ontology annotation, cellular component: nucleus; spindle pole; cytoplasm. Gene Ontology annotation, biological process: DNA damage response; mitotic cell cycle; protein phosphorylation. The transcript has 15 exons. NCBI's taxonomy places the organism in Eukaryota, Metazoa, Chordata, Actinopteri, Perciformes, Liparidae. Gene Ontology annotation, molecular function: protein binding; ATP binding; protein serine/threonine kinase activity.